CCAGACAACUUGAAUCAGAUGGUAGUUUUGUACCUGGAUAGAGUAACCUCUAAAAGAUCAACAGGAGACCUGCUAAACUCAGAUAGGGAAGGCACACCAUCGUCCGUAGGAAGUGAAGAAGAAGAAGAAGAAGAAGAAGAAGAAGUAUUGACAGAUGAAGCAGAGGAUGCUCGGUCUGCAGACAGAAAAAAAAAGAAGAAGGCAGGCAAUAGGAUCAAAGAAAAAUUUUCUAAGCUUGUUGAUGGUCAAGUCAAAGAAAGCCAAAAAGAAAAAAUAUAAGGAGGAAGAGCUUUUACAGAAGGCUUUAUCGGCACGAAGAGCUGCUGUUAUUGAAGAUGAUGUUGCAAGCAGCAGAGAGGGCUCCAUUAGAAGCGGCAUGGACUCGGAUUAUGACUGUGAAACGGAUGUUUACCUAACAGCAAAUGUCCAGGAGGAUAUGAUGGAGUUUAAACUUUCCUAUGAGAUGUGGCGGGUGGGGAAGUGGGCAGUCCGUGUUACAAAUGUUCAGAAGGAAAAUGAAGAGCUGUGUUUCACAGUUCACCUGGAGGAGAGAAAUAACCCUGAGAAUCUCAACUGGGAUGUCAAAAAGACCCAAUCAGAUAUACUGAAUUUUCACAGCCUCUGUCAAGUGAGAGAGGAAAUGGAUAGUUCAGCUUUACCCUCUGUAUCUGCAAUAGUAGAGAAAACAAAGAAGGAUCUUGAUGCUGCAUACACAGAAGAAGUUAGAUCAGCCUUGGAGCACUUUUUGCAAGAGCUGGUUUCUGAUGCACAACUUGGUCAGACUCAGCCUGUAUUCCAGUUCUUGUGUCCCAUUGCACAGCUGCUGAGUAAUAAGGAACAUAAGGGAGGUGUCUGGAGUUUUCUGAAUGGACUGGCAAGCUUUCUUACUCCUGGCCAAGAUGAGGAUGAGUCCCAUAACCCCAGAGGAGAGGAUAAGCUCGAUGAAGCAGGAGGUGGACCAACAGCACUGCCAGCCUGCAUCGACACAGAUGAAGAGCCAAAGGAGGGCAUUGUAGAAGGGCCAAUAGCUACAAACAUUAGGUUUUGUAAUCCUCGUGAAGAGACUGAAACCUUCAGAAAUAGAGAAACAGAUAUGGAAGAUCAGACCUCUGAUGAACAGGAUGUGGUUUCAGAUGGACAGGAGAGUCUUGCUGAAAGUUUAGAUGUCUUUGUUAAUAGAUCAAAAUUAGUCAGUCCUUCAGGACACUCCAGUGAUAUCUCAAUCUCAGACAUGGACCAUACUGAAGGCUUACAGUCUGACUUCGUCGAUGGCUUUAUAAGUGCUCUGUCUGGGGGGAAAACAAAAAAAAAAGACAAGUUAACUCACAAAAAGUUAAAUGGAGAACAAAAGUCCCAAGUAAAAGAUAAAACUGGACAGCUCAAGGAAGAGCUGGCAAAUCAGCCAAAGGCUCAGAAAAAGGAGCCCCAGACCAACUGGGAGCAAAUUGAGGCUACCAAAGCCAUAUUUGAGUUACUUAAGGAAAUAACUGGUAACUCAGUCCUCGUUAACAUUGUUGAUGCCAUUCUAAAAGCAGUCCAGCCUUUGGUAAAAAAGAAAAUAAACAACUUUUUAAAAAGGAUGCAUCCCACCGAAGCUCAGAUUGCGUCCUACAUUGAUAAUUUCCGGGAGAAUAUAUGGCCAGAAGGAAAUGUGGCCAUCCAGCCGCCACGUGACAGUGAGGAGAAACAAGCGACCAAGGAGAAGGCUUUGCAGCUUAUAAAUUCAAAAUAUUCAAACUCUUUAAUCCUCAAGAAGACUGAAGUUGAAACUUUGUUCAAGAUCUUCCAGGACACAGAGGAGAACAAGAAACUUGUUUAUAUGCUGUUGUCAUACGUUCUAGGGAAGUUCCUACCGGGAGAGCCUGCCUUCAGUGCAGUAGCUAAUCUAACUGUUAAGGAUUUUGUUUUCUAAUAAAAAGAUUGAUUUUUUUUAUUAUUGUAAUCCAUCUAAUGUUUUAAAUGUGCAUUAUUUGACAUUUCAUGUGAAUAUUCUUCAAUGAUGCAUUGUGAUAUACCUCUGAGAUCAGACUUUGACUUUGAGCAGCAUGAUUCAUGAACACUCUUUUAUAGCAUUUAGCAUUUUAACAAAUAUACUGUAAUUAUGUUUCACUUCAGCAAUGUUACAAUAUCUUACAAUAUCCAUGUUAUCAAUAUCUGUAAAUUUUAAACUCAUAUUUAAAAAAUUAACACUGUAUAUGUAAGUUCACUCUUUUUUGUACCUUAAAAUUGUACACUGAAUAAGUGAUUUAUAUUUUAAUAAACAGCACAGGUUACUCAGGACAAAAGAGAUAAAGUCAUUGUGAUACUGAUCAAAAUGUUAAAAUUUUGAAAAGACAUAAUGGGUAGAUCUGUGUGCAAUGUAUUCGAAUAAUGCCAAUAAAUAUAUUUUACUAUUAA
Cyprinus carpio (common carp) is the source of this 2397-nucleotide messenger RNA. RefSeq lists its product as uncharacterized. The transcript is spliced from 12 exons. The record is from RefSeq and is a predicted model, not a curated record. Gene Ontology annotation, cellular component: intracellular membrane-bounded organelle; early endosome membrane. Lineage: Eukaryota; Metazoa; Chordata; Actinopteri; Cypriniformes; Cyprinidae. The coding region runs from base 155 to 1912 and encodes 585 amino acids. Gene Ontology annotation, molecular function: phosphatidylinositol binding.